AUGGCGGGAAUGAGUGCGAAUGAUACACAAAUUGUUUUCAAGAGUUUUGCGAGUCAAGGUGGAUUCAGUGGUAGAGAGGCCUACCUUAAGCAGAAACUCGAUCAUUUCCAAGAAAAUAAAGAGUGGUCCCAACGCUACUUCUACAACAAUCGAUAUUACCGAAAAGGAGGUAAUGUUGCUUUUCUAAUGCUAGGAGGAACUGGAGUUCUAGAUAUGGAAUGGGUAACCGAUGAGAAAAUUCCAUUCGUACAAUUUGCCAAAGAGAGAGGAGCUCUAAUGUUCGCUUUGGAGCAUCGCUUCUAUGGAAAAAGUCGUCCAACAGAAGACUUGUCCGUGAAAAAUCUCCAAUACUUGAAUAGCCGUCAGGCAAUCGAGGAUAUCGCCACUUUUAUCCAAACAAUGAACAACAAAUUUAAACUAAAUAAUCCGAAAUGGAUCGUGUUUGGUGGUUCGUAUGCUGGGUCACUUGCCCUAUGGGCUCGACAGAAGUAUCCAGAAAUGAUCACUGGAGCAGUUGGUAGCUCGCCACUUAUGGAGCCAAGGCUUGACUUUUGGGAAGCAUCGCAACUAGCUGAUAAAGUGUACCGCAAUUCCGACCCAAAGUGUGCCGAAAACAUCAAAAUCGGAUUCCUGCAGAUGAUGGACAUGCUUGGCAAUGAGACAGGACGUUCCCAAUUGUCCGAAUUGUUCAAGACAGAACCUCGGUCCCUGACACCGGAUCUCCGUAACAUACAACUGUUCACGUCGAUUCAGCUUAACAACUUCCUGUCAGCCGUACAAUACAGAGGAGGGCCAUACAUGCAAAACGGCACCCACUCAUUCAACGUAGAGUCGCUGUGUGGAAUGAUGAACAAUGACAAAUUCGAUCAGAUAAGAGCUCUGGAACGUAUCAAUAGUAUAAGAGUCAUACAAAGCAAGUAUUUGAGCGAUAUGCAAAAAAAUACUCCGGUGGAUUUUGAUGCUCUCGUGAAAUACCUUGUCAAGAAAGAUUUCGAUGAAGAGGGUUGGGCCUCCGUUGAUCGUGCAACAUUAUGGCAAAGGUGUACGGAGUUCGGCUCGUUCCCAACAACUGACGGCGACACAAAUAAUAUCUUUGGUUCACUUGUUUCGCUAGAUUUCUAUGUUGACCUAUGUCGAGUAUUUGGUGAGGAGUUCGAUGCCGAAUAUAUUGAGAAGGCUAUCGAGAAAACACUGCAGUACUAUGGUGGUGCUGAUGGAUACAAUGGUACGAAUGUCCUAAUUCCCAACGGUGGAUCUGACCCAUGGCACCUGCUGAGCAAACUCUCAUCAGAGGAUCCUACCGUUGUUACGUACCUGAUUGAAGGUGGCUCCCAUUGCGCCGAUAUGUUCCCCUCCGAAGUCAGGGAUGUACCAGAUGCUGAGCGAAAUGCAGUCAAGGAGAUCCAACAGCUCAUCGCUCAAAAUAUCGACAGCUGGAUUUCGGAUAUCCCAAGCCCAUUUUAUCUUAAAAAGAAGGAGCCAGAAGAAUACAUAGUGAGACGAAAAGUAUCUGUGCCGGCGAAUCGGGUUCCCCCUUCGAAAGAUUCAAAAAGCAAGUUCAAGCUUUCAAAAAGGCAGCCGACACGAGCUUCAACCAUUCAACUGUCGUCUAAAGGAGAAUCGAAUAAUCCUCAGGCUGUGCGUUUGGGAAGGCAUUCAUAUGGAUUCAUACCUAACCGUGACAAGCUGCUAGACAUACCAGCGGAAUUCGAGAGUGGAUACUUCACCCAGCCCGUGGACCAUUUCAACAACAAGAACCCAGCCACAUUUGAGCAGGAGGGUAAAACAAAUUCUAACACUACAUAUACAUCACAGAGAUACUUCAAAAACGAGCAAUGGGCAAAACCAGACGGUCCAAGUUUUCUGAUGAUUGGCGGCAACUCACCAAUUCACCUUGAAUGGGUUCUCAAUGAGAAUUACACCUAUCUGCAAUGGGCGAAGAAAUUCGGGGCAACGGUGUAUCUUCUCGAACACAGAUACUAUGGUGAAAGCGAUCUUUUAACAACGUGGGAUGAAUCCACUGACAUCACCCUAAAGAAGAACUACUUGACCUACCUCUCAUCGCUACAAAUGCUUCACGAUGUGGCCAAUUUCAUAGAAAACGUUGACGCUGAGAAUGGUAAACGAGGCAAAUGGAUCGCGUUCGGUCGAUCUUAUGCAGGAUCACUAGCCCUAUGGAUGCGCGAACUGUUUCCCGAUCUGGUUCAUGGAGCUGUCGGUUCUUCGGCACCUCUGGAAGCAAAGAUGGACUUCUAUGAAUAUUACCAAGUGAUCGAAGCAUCAAUCCGUAAUUACAGCGAAGCUUGUGCGUAUUCUAUAGCUACGGGAAAUGCUCAUGGUCAUGGGAUUCCGGAAUUAUGCCACUUCAUGGAAAGGUCCAUCAAUGAAACCCGGACACCAUUAGGAAAACUGGCCAGUUUCAACAGAUAUAUGACGGAAUUCCACACGGGUGCUCCUUUCAAAUACACAUUCAACAGUUACAAGGAUUUCGUCGCCUCAUCAUUCCAGGCUCAAUUUUCAAAAGACCGAAGAGAUGUAGCGCUCAGCGGACAACUUGAAUCGCAAUGCCAAAAGUUCUGUUUGAAUAAAUUGAAGAAUUUGUGGGCUCAUGAACGUCAUAUCAUAUCGAAACGUUUAAUUGCACACAAUUAUGAGGCAACAAAUGUGGUGAUGACACAUGGCUCCCUCGACCCGUGGAAAGCUCUAGGCAAGGUGAAAUGCGAAGAAACUGACAACUGCUUUAUGAUUGGAGGAGCUGGUCAUUGUGCAGAGAUGUAUCCUGCUCAAGAAGAAGACUCACCUCAGCUCAGUGAAACCCGCAGUAAGAUUGAGAAAAUCAUUGGAGAGUGGGUAGGGCAACACAACUCUAACAAUGUCGACGAGGAACAACGACCGCCAAACGUCAUGGACACCAAAUUCCCAUUCCUUGUAAUCGGGAAGAACCCUGGAAAACACUUUGAUAUCCUAGAUUCAGUAAUGCCGUAA
Molecule: messenger RNA, 2985 nt
Organism: Haemonchus placei
Lineage: Eukaryota; Metazoa; Nematoda; Chromadorea; Rhabditida; Trichostrongylidae
Source: the annotation of a GenBank genome assembly